Molecule: messenger RNA, 1087 nt
Organism: Strongylocentrotus purpuratus (purple sea urchin)
Lineage: Eukaryota; Metazoa; Echinodermata; Echinoidea; Camarodonta; Strongylocentrotidae
Product: pseudouridylate synthase 7 homolog
Exons: 9
Coding region: 169-906 (245 amino acids)
Biological process (GO): pseudouridine synthesis
Cellular component (GO): nucleus
Molecular function (GO): pseudouridine synthase activity; RNA binding
Source: RefSeq, a predicted model, not a curated record
AAAUAUUGUCUGUCUUUUCUUUAUUUGUCUAUCUCUAGAAUUGAUGGUUUGAGACUGGCACAGCUUAACAAGGUCUUGAGAUGCAUUCGAUUAGGCAAUUUCAGAUAUGUCCACAAGCCUCUCAACCUAGGAGAAUUGUCUGGCAACCAUUUUGUUAUCAUAUUAAGGAUGAUGAAGGGGAGUAAGGAGCAGAUCAACCAUGCAAUGUCGUCUCUGAGAGAUGCUGGUUUCAUCAACUACUUUGGUAUGCAGCGAUUUGGUAAUUCUCUCAUCGCCACCUACCAUGUUGGAAGAGCCCUACUGUUGAACCAAUGGCAGACAGCAGUAGACCUGAUCCUCAAACCAAGAGAAGGAGCUCAAGAUGACAACAAGUGGAGGGAACACUGGAUGAAGAAGAGGGACGCUAAGAGCACGUUAGAGAUGCUUCCUUAUCAUAAGAAGAGCUCCGUUGAGCAGCAGCUUUUGAGAGGCCUACUCAAGACAAGGAAUGAUUACCAGGCGUCUUUCUCUUCAAUUCCCCGCAAUACGCGUCUCAUCUACCUGCACAGUUAUCAGAGUUAUAUUUGGAACGUCAUCACUACACAGAGGUUACAGAGGGAUGGCUUCACACCUGUUGUCGGGGAUCUAGUGUCUGCAAAGAACAUCCAAGAUGAUGAAGAUCUGGUUUUACCCAGGGUCGAGUAUGUAACAGAAGUGAAUCAAAAUGAAUUCAGUAUCUAUGAUGUGGUGUUACCUCUGCCUGGCCAUGGUGUCAAAUACCCUACACAUAAAGCCGGAGAAUGGUAUACUGAAGAACUAGCCAAAGAUGAUCUGACAGUGGAAAUGCUGAAAAAUACCAAUAGGGACCUGUCCCUUUCUGGUGCCUACAGAAAGUGUGUCGUCAAACCGACCGAUGUCAGCUGGUAAGUGAAUACAUACAGUCACAUAUAUUGUAGGUGGAACUAAAGAGAAGGUUGUGUUCCGGUAAAGAUGACCAAAAUACAGUCAAACCUGUCUCAGUAUCCACCUCUCUAUAAAGACCACCUGUCUGUAGUGGCCAUGCAAUUUGUCUCCCUCAAGAGAGACAAAUGAUUGUUGUAGAACCUAC